UUCCCAGCAUGCUCUAGUGUUACGUGACUUGACGCUUCUUGCACGGGAUGACUGAGGCAGCAGGCUUGAGUGCAGUUAGUGACAGGAGGCGAACUCGUCAAGCUACUAAUUACAUUCUCCAGGAGACAAAAGGACACAUUUAAAUACACAAACAAGGCCGAGGAAACGUUACGAAUACUCCGACCGCACCGCCAUUUUCGGCCGCCGUGUCUCAAGUGUGUCCGGCGUGCGUUGUUUUGAAGGCCUGUUGCUGGCGACGGGGAGGGAAUCCUCGGGCUCGCCCAGGUAGAUGUCGCCGGGCCGAGAGGGCGCAGAGGACCCUGACCGGAGCUCCGUCGACUGCGUUGGUUCCACCAGGUCACUCCCAGAGAAAUGAGGCGUGUGAUGGUGUCUGGACCUUCAAGACUCACUUCGCCACCUGCCAUUAAUUAACCUGACCCCGACUACCCUUGAUCGUCUUUGGAGGGAUCUUCCAGAAAAAAUGAAUCGUUACUUGCCCGUGGCGAGACAGCACUUCUUGGCCGCGCUCGCCAGCACCAGCGUGGUGGUGAAGGCCAUAAGUGCCCUGGUGGUUCUCCUCUACCUGCUCUCUUGGGCUGUGGACACGUCGUACGCACUGGGGAUCACCCCAGGUUAUCUCUUUCCUCCUAACUUCUGGGUGUGGACGCUCGUCACCCAUGGGCUCGUGGAGCAGCAUGUGUGGGGCGUGGCGGCUAACGUGGGCACCGUAAUGGCUUGUGGGCGCCUGCUGGAGCCUCUGUGGGGCGCACUGGAACUGCUGAUCUUUUUCGCCGUGGUAAAUGUAUCCGCUGGCCUUCUAGCGGGCCUCUCCUACCUCUUCACCUACGCGGCCACCUUUAACCUGGACUUCUUGUUUGCGGUCCGCGUCCAUGGAGUGGCUGGCUUUCUGGGAGGUGUCCUGGUGGCGCUGAAGCAGACCAUGGGGGAUACGACGGUGCUCCGAGUUCCACAGGUAAGGCUCAAAGCAGCACCGGCGUUGGUCCUCCUCCUCCUGGCCUUACUGCGUCUCUCAGGGCUGCUGGAGAGCUCCGCCCCCCUGGCAGCGUACAGCUACGGCGCCUUCUCCGGCUGGGUCUACCUGCGCUUCUACCAGAGGCACAGCCGGGGCCGCGGGGACAUGUCUGACCACUUCGCCUUCGCAAGCUUCUUCCCCGAGGCACUGCAGCCGGUGGUGGGUCUGCUGGCGGGGCUCGUCCAUGCCACCCUGGUCAAGGUGAAGGUGUGCAGGAAGAUGGUGAAGAGGUACGACGUGGGGGCGCCGUCGUCCAUCACUAUCAGCCUGCCGGGGACAGACCCACAGGAUGCAGAGAGAAGGAGACAACUGGCCCUCAAGGCACUAAACGAGCGUCUAAAGCGCGUGGAGGACCAGUCCGCCUGGCCCAGCAUGGACGACGACGAAGAAGACGAGGAGGACAACGAGGUCAGGACAGACAUGGAGCCGCUCCUCUCGCGUGACACGCCCUCUUCCACUCCCAGACCAACAUCGGGGGGACUCCUCGGCAUGUCCCUCUCCUCCACCUCCGUGUCGCACAGCGGUGGAGCGCAGCCCAACCCGGAGUCGAGCAUCAUCAGCUUCGAGGACGCACCAUCCAGGUCGUAACCUACCUAAUGCGCACCAUGACUGGGAUGUAUUCAGCCAUGGGACACGUUGGACCUGGUCUGACGUCCAGAUGGCUUUUCUCUUUCACACGUGUCGUCACCUCGUCCCGCUUGAAGCCUCAGAGGCAGGAUGUUGCGUUGACGGCACAGGCGCCGCGUCCUCUUGCUUUUUAAAUCAAUGGCAAAUCGGAUGUACAAUUUCCUCCUCUUUGUCUGAACGGCCUCAAGAAAGAACUCGUACUUGCCAGACUCUCGCUUUGACUUUAAGGGUUUUUGGUGGUUUGGCAUCACAGCAAGUAAAGAAAAGAGAGAUCUUGUUGCAGAACUACGAUGACUAACAAAAGGAAAAAAAAGUGCCAGCUGAGAAUAUUCUGGACCAAGGGUUCCUUUGCUGCCUUUUCUCCUGGAGUGUCACACUUCAAGGACACCAGAAUACUUUUGUUUGAGGUUCGUUUACCACUUUGAAACCUGCUCCUGCACAAGUCUGACUCCAAGUCAUUCUGGACUAUGCUGGUUAAGUAGUAGAGCGCUGCCAGAUUUAGCAAUAGCUGUUCAACUAUUGCAGUCCUUUUCUGGUCGUUCACUCUUAUAUUGGUUUGAUACAAACAAGGUAAUUGGAAAACAAAACAAAAACAGCAGAUUUAGUGGAGCCUUUAAUAGAGGAGAGCUGCGGUCACAGUCUUGUUUGCUUUAUUUGCACUCUGUCAUUUGUAAAAUGUCAGCGUUAGGUGGAUCCUGUUUGAGUUGUUGGAAUCUAAACUGUUCCAUGAACUCAACUUUAUAGUUGGAAUGGGGAAAAAAGCUUCUUUAUCGUUGGCAUUUGACCCCAGACAGCAACAAUUCAAUGUAUUGUUCUCUGAUUUUACUUUCUGAUUCUCUUGUAUUUGGUUUUUCCUUCCAGAAUCAUGAUAUUGUCAGAUCGGGAAAAAAAACAACUAAAACCACAUUUGUUUUUUAGCUUCGCGAAUAAAUUCACAUUGCACAGAAAGCAGAAAUGCUCCUCAUUCAAUAAAAUUCAUUACAAAGUGAAA
Molecule: messenger RNA, 2651 nt
Organism: Nerophis lumbriciformis (worm pipefish)
Lineage: Eukaryota; Metazoa; Chordata; Actinopteri; Syngnathiformes; Syngnathidae
Gene: tmem115
Product: transmembrane protein 115
Biological process (GO): retrograde vesicle-mediated transport, Golgi to endoplasmic reticulum
Cellular component (GO): membrane; Golgi apparatus
Source: RefSeq, a predicted model, not a curated record